Closterium sp. Yama58-4 is the source of this 1842-nucleotide messenger RNA. NCBI's taxonomy places the organism in Eukaryota, Viridiplantae, Streptophyta, Zygnematophyceae, Desmidiales, Closteriaceae. The record is from the annotation of a GenBank genome assembly.
AUGUCCGACCAGGAGAUGUUUUCCUUCCUGACCACCAACCCCAGGAACAAAAGCGUGCUCGCUACAGCAUCGCAGAUUUCUGCAGCACGUCCUACUCGUCGCCAUGCCGAGUUUCCUGUCGUCGUCACAGCUGCAGUCGCACCGAUCAGCGACGUCGCUACCCCCACGGGUAUUCUGCGAUCCGCGGGAUGGGAUGACAGCAGCGACAAGCUCCAGGAGGAAAAGAGGCGCCUGUUGCGGAAGCUCAAAGGACAGGAGUAUUUGCUGUCGAGGGUAACUGCGGGUCGGCUCGCGCUCCCCGACGGCGGCGCGAAGCUGUCCACGCAGGUGAGCAAGCUGCAGGCGCAGCUGCGGCAGGUCGAGUCGCUGCUAGCGGCGCACGCGGCGCAACAGGUGGCGGGAGAUGCGGACGAGCAGGAAGCGGACAGCGCGAGUUUCGCGUUCAGGGUUUCGGGGAGGAGAGGGAGCGGGGCAAGGAACGUGACAGGUGAUGCUGCUGCUGCUGCUGCUGCUGCUGCUACUGCUGCUUCGUCUGGUGGCGACAGCAUGGGUGGGGAUGGGGGGAAGGCGAUGAUGGGAAGGAUGGUGGACGAUUCAGCCGAUUCUACAACGAGUCUUGUGGUGAGGCGAGAGGGUGGGGUAAUACAAGGGGCAGGAGUGGCAGGCGCGACGGGAGAGGAAGGCGGAGCAGCAGGAGGGGAUUGGCCGGCAGGUGAAGGCAGAAUGGCGGAGGUGAUGGAAGGGGUGGGAGAUAGCACCGGACUGGUGUCAACGGUUGCUGUGUCUGCAGUCGCUGCAGCACGCGUUACCGCAGGCGGAGCGGAAGGCGAGCCUGCAGGGGGGAACAGGGUGGCGGAAGGAGCAGAGCGCAGGGAAAGUGCAGAGCUCCCAGGCACAGAGCAAGGAGAGGAGUGGAAGAGGGAGAUUUACAGGUACAGAGACCCAGGUGCGGACAGCGAAGCAGACAGCACAGGCUCAUUCCUCAAGCCAUCUAUGAAGCCAGCCUCUGGGCUAGCUGUAUCAGCAUCAGCUGCAUCGGUGCGAACGCGCACGUCGUCCUUCCAGCCGUCCUGCUCCUCUGCUGCCAUGCGCCGCCUCUGGUCGCUGCACCGUGCGGUGGAAACCACCAUCGACGACCCGGCUCUGGAAGCUGCGGGCCAGCUGGAACAAGGCGUGGGUGCUGGCAGUGCGAGAGAUGUUAUUGGCUGUGCGGGCGGUGCCGGGAGUGCAGGGAUUGGAGGAGGAGAAAUGAGCGGAGAGAAUGCAGGCAGUGCAGGGAGUGCAGGGAGUGCAGGGAGUGCUGGCACGAGGGUGUCUCUCCCUGCUGGUUCUAGUGCCCCUCGGGUGGUAGCGGUCGGACGGGCGGAUGUAUCGGCUUCACAAUGGAGGGACUUGACGUGGGAGGCGGAGCGCGCAGCUGCCCGGCUCGGCAGGGUGUUAAAGAUUGGUGAUGGUGAUGGUGAUGGUGAUGGUGAUGGUGGUGGCAGAGUUGCUGCGGAUUGUGCUCGGCUAGAAUCUGCUCAGGAUAUGGUAGAUGUGGCUGUUGGAGCUGCUGGGGGGGCUGCUGGGGGGGCUGCUGGUGCUUCCGAGGCUGCCGGGGCUGCCGGGCCUGCUGGGGCGCCUGCAAGGUGUGCUCGGGUGAUUUCGGUGUUGGAGGCGGCUCAGUUGCUGGCAGAACAACGGACACGAAUUUGGGAAUAUGAAGAGAAAAUCAUGGCAUCUGCAGCUGGUGCUCCUGACUCUAAGAACAAGGUGGACUUGAAUCGCCAGCACGAUGACGAAGCUGCAUGGGUACAAGAAGAUUUCGCAGAUGAUUAUGAGGAUGAUGAUAACUUGGAUUGA